Molecule: messenger RNA, 500 nt
Organism: Phaedon cochleariae (mustard beetle)
Lineage: Eukaryota; Metazoa; Arthropoda; Insecta; Coleoptera; Chrysomelidae
Source: the annotation of a GenBank genome assembly
AUGGCGUGUUUCAUGCAAAUUGAAAAAUUGAAGAAGAAGCUAUACUUCGAAGGCUAUAUGUAUGUACGAGAUUCAGAAAGGAAUGAAAAAACUUAUUGGAGAUGUGAGUUUAAGAAAACUUGCAAAGGAAGAGCACAUACAAUGAUUUCUGCUAUAGACGGAGACGAGGUAUACACGAGAGGUGAGCAUUCACACCAACCAGAUGCUCGUAGAAAAGAAGUUAUAGGAGCAUCAAAUCUUCUCAGGAAAAGUGCAAGAGAAACGUUGAAUCCAACAAGCCAUAUUGUGCAGGACAUAAUGAAUUCUGUGACUCUUGAGACGGCUGCGAUUUUACCAUCAACUUCAUUGAUGAAAAGAACCGUUCUGAGAGAGAAGCAGGAACAAAUUGCCUCUUCCAACAUCGAAUGAUUUCGUUGACCCGAUGAAUACAAAACAACUUGGAGCGAUGAUAAUUUCCUAGUGCAGGAUUUUAGAGAAAAUGGCGAGAGGAUAUUGAUUUU